GCUGCUGAAUAGAAUGGCCGCUGAUGACCGGCAUCUACCUUCCAGUUGUGGGUCCUACAUCAAGACGGAGCCAUCCAGUCCCUCCUCGGUCAUCGACACGGUCAGCCACCACAGCCCCAGUGGUAACUCAGACGCCAGUGGUGGCUAUGUCAGUGCUAUGAAUAGCCACUCCAACGGCCUGGACUCUCCACCUAUGUUCACCCCCAGUGGGCUCGGGGCUGGCACCUGCCGCAAGCGCUAUGACGACUGCUCCAGUACCAUCAUGGAGGACUCGUCCAUAAAGUGCGAAUACAUGUUGAACUCCCUCCCCAAGAGGCUGUGCCUGGUCUGUGGAGAUAUAGCCUCGGGGUAUCACUAUGGGGUGGCCUCUUGUGAGGCCUGCAAAGCCUUUUUUAAAAGGACAAUACAAGGUAACAUAGAAUACAGCUGUCCCGCCACAAAUGAGUGUGAGAUCACAAAACGAAGACGCAAAUCAUGUCAGGCCUGUCGCUUCAUGAAAUGCCUCAAAGUGGGGAUGCUCAAAGAAGGUAAGAAGAGGGUUCGUCUGGACCGCGUGCGAGGGGGCAGGCAGAAGUACAAGCGGAGGUUGGACACAGAAAACAACCCGUACCUGGGCUUGACGCUCCCCCCUCCCACCAAAAAGCCUCUCACAAAGAUAGUGUCUCACCUGUUGGUGGCGGAGCCAGAGAAGAUCUAUGCCAUGCCUGACCCCACCAUGCCAGAGAGCGACAUCAAGGCUCUGACCACGCUGUGCGACCUGGCUGACCGCGAGCUGGUGGUCAUCAUCGGCUGGGCUAAACACAUCCCAGGCUUUUCUACUCUCUCACUGGGAGACCAGAUGAGUCUACUGCAGAGCGCCUGGAUGGAGAUCCUCAUCCUCAGCAUUGUGUUCCGCUCGCUGCCAUACGAGGACGAGCUGGUGUACGCUGAGGACUACAUCAUGGACGAGGAGCACUCACGGCUGACGGGCCUGCUCGACCUCUACGUGUCCAUCCUGCAGCUGGUCCGCAAAUACAAGAAGCUCAAAGUGGAGAAGGAGGAGUUUGUCACUCUCAAGGCCAUCGCUCUCGCCAACUCAGACUCCAUGCACAUAGAGGACAUGGAGGCGGUCCAGAAGCUUCAGGACGCCCUCCACGAGGCCCUCCAGGACUACGAGAGCAGCCAGCACCAGGAGGACCCACGGCGGGCGGGCAAGCUGCUCAUGACCCUGCCCCUGCUGAGGCAGACGGCCACCAAGGCUGUGCAGCACUUUUACAGCAUCAAGGUGCAGGGCAAGGUUCCCAUGCACAAACUUUUCCUGGAGAUGCUGGAGGCCAAGGUCUGAUCAGAGGGUGGCUGAUUGGCCGCGGCAACAGAGGAGGGCUGCAUUAGCGAUACAGAAAGUGACUUGAACCAAGGCUGAGGGUACUCAGGAGAGGGAGACCCCCGCUGACUGUACUAGGCAGGACAGAGACUGACCUCUCUCACUC
Toxotes jaculatrix (banded archerfish) is the source of this 1469-nucleotide messenger RNA. It is a transcript of the gene esrrb, whose product is annotated as estrogen-related receptor beta. Gene Ontology annotation, cellular component: nucleus. NCBI's taxonomy places the organism in Eukaryota, Metazoa, Chordata, Actinopteri, Toxotidae. The record is from RefSeq and is a predicted model, not a curated record. The coding region runs from base 14 to 1324 and encodes 436 amino acids. Gene Ontology annotation, biological process: regulation of DNA-templated transcription. The transcript is spliced from 6 exons. Gene Ontology annotation, molecular function: nuclear steroid receptor activity; zinc ion binding; sequence-specific DNA binding.